UAUUUAUCUACACCUUUAUCCCAGCAACAAUGGAUCUUCUCUUACUCACCUUCAUACUAUUGGUGAUCUUUCUACUUUAUCAAUGGAGCAUGACCUUCAGGUUUUUCUGCAAGUUGGCCUUCAUCAGUUGCUGGAUUUUAUUCCUGUCUGUCACAGUAUCCCCUUGGGUAGCUGUAUUCAUUGGACAAAGAGUGGAAAACAUGAAGUUACUCUGCUCCUUGAUUCGUCCACUCAAAUAUAUCUACAACAUCACAUUCACUGUGCAGGGCUCUGAGAAUUUGAAUAUCAAGCAGUCAUAUGUGAUUGUUUGCAACCAUCAGACAAAUUUUGAUCUUCUUGCAAUGGUAGAGAUCUUGCCAGAGCGCUGUGUACCAAUUACCAAAAAAGAGCUGUUAUAUUGGGGGCCUGUGGGCUUCUCUGGUUGGUUAUGCAACUUAGUUUUCAUUGAUCGCAAGAAGCAGCACCAAGCAAGAGACACCUUAGGACACCUUGCAGAGAGGAUGCAACAUGAGAAGCUGAGGAUCUGGGUUUAUCCAGAAGGCACCAGGAAUCGGGAGGACACCAUGCUUCCCUUCAAGCGGGGCGCCUUUCACUUGGCUAUAAAGGCUCAGGUUCCCAUUGUCCCCAUUGUGAUAUCUUCUUACAAUGGUUUUUACAGUUUCAAGGAUAAGAGAUUUGAUCCAGGUAAUAUAACCAUUCGGAUUUUGCCCAAGAUACAAACACAAGGACUUGACUUACAGGAUAUUUCUGGAGUGGUUGAGAGCACUCGCAGAUUGAUGCAAGACACUUUUAAUGACAUUUCUGGGAAGAUUGUGCAGAGAAAGAUGAGAGACAAUGAGUGCUCGUGAUCAUGGAAACCUCAGAAAAAACACUGGCCAUGAUGGAAGUAAAACAAGAACAUUUCUCUUCUAAAUAAGGCCAGGAAUUACUCUGAGUUGGAAAAAGACUAGCACCACCUUGUUACCUUGCUAUAAAAAAAAUGCUAACUACAUAUGAUCUGUUUUUGAUCUUUUCCAAAUCUGUUUUGGAGAGGAUGCUUACAAUAAGAGAAGAUCUCCAGGUCCACUUAAAUCUAAAAUCACUAAAUAUGGUCUGUUUGAUCAUAUACCUGCCAUCCAAGACUUGGGUAAUAAGUAAUUCAGUAAUAAAACUUUAUUACUGAAGAUAAAUGAAUUUGUAUAAGUCCUAAAGUUGUGAAAAAGAGGUGCUGUAAGUCUCUUAAGAUAAAACAUUUGUAUCUAGUUUGAGUGAGAUACGUUAUUUGCAUCCAGAAAAUUAUCAUGGGAAAAAUCUGAGCUGAGUCACUCAGCAGAGCUUUUGCUCAUCUGACUCAAUGCAGUCAGAUGAGCAAAAGUAUGUUCCCAAGAUGUUAUGUUCCGGAUUUCUUGUCUCUUUGCCGCCUCCUCAAAGUAUCACUCUAUACUAUCAUGUUGCAGAUUCUUCUGACUGUAACACAGGCCAUUCCUUAUACGGAAGUAUUCUAGCAAUGUUCAGACUUGCCAUUUGGCUGGAAGAUUCCAAGAUGGAAUGUUUUUUGUACGUCCACAUUCUGUGAGUGCAGCCAAUUGUAUAUAGCUUGUUUUAACUGGCUGCUACUGUAUUAAUCUUGUACUCUUUGUGUUUAGAUUUAUAAAAUUGCUAUGCUGGAUCAUAUUUUAUUCUUCUUUUCAAAUGCUUUGGGCAAGCCAAACAGUAGAAAUAGAGAAAUAUAAAUAUAUUCUGAAUAAAUGGAGGAUGCAUUAUUCUCAGGUAUUUGAGGUUAAGGAGUGCCUUAACUUGUAAGUUGGCUGCAGCUCUAAUAUUUAAAGGACAAUUUCUAUAAAAUCAUAAAAGAAAAUUUAGAGUUUACCACAUUUGGAAGGUAGAAGUUCAGCUCUGAAAUUUCCAAAAGAUUCCACUCAAAUCUUUGAGGAUUUGACUCUCUUUUUCAGCCUUUAGUUUCUUAUUUGAAAUGAAAUCACUAAACAAGCCUUUGGAAAUAUUAAGAAAAAACUAACAUGGAAUACAAGGUCUGAGAUCUAGUAUGUCCAAACUCUGCUUUGGAGCUGAGGCUAGAUGUGAUCUGUUGACAGUACGUAGCACGGAAGAACAAUUUCUAAAAGACCAACCCAGCAAUUACGACUCUUCUCAUGUUUAUUAUCAGAAGAUCUUUUAUCUGUAAUCUAAAGGGCCUAGAUAUGAAUAUGAAAUAUGAAGUUUUCUUCCUUAUAAUAGUGGGAUAAUGUCACAUGUGAAUCAGGUUCUCCUCAAAAAGCAGGUCUUGGAGUAACUAUGUUGAUAAUAAUUGCAAGACAGAGCUGGCAAUUAAAAGUUGUAUCUGAUAUGGAACUGCAGGUAUAAGGUGAACUUUCCUGUUAUAUUCAGAAUUGUGUUGUAUUAGCAUUGCAAGGCAAGCUACUCAUAUGGUAUUGUCUCCAGCCCUCUUCAAAACGCUGCAGAUAAUAGAAAAGUCUGGGUUUGAGUGAAGGAAAAAACAUCUUACUGAUAAUCCCAAAGGUGCUUUUUUAAAAGUUAACUGGAACUUCUUUAUUUUUUUCUUAAUAAUGUUUUGCUUCUCCUCCAAGAAGCUUCUUCAUUUCUGACUGAAUGGUGGGGAACAGAAGGAUUUAUAUUGUUUGUGGUCAUCUGGUGAUUAGCACUCUGAGGGACAGUCAUUAGUUCUUUGGAAAUCAUGAGGCCAUUUUAUCUAUCUCCUCAGAAUCACCUGAGUCAGAAUGCAGAUGGUAUGGAACCCUCUUGGAACUGCUGAAAGGACUAUGUUGUAGACAGGAGGUAGUUGGUAUUGUAUUCCCUCCCCCUCUGUUGAGAGAAGGCUGUCCAGUUUAAUGUAGAUUGUCGCUUUGAUCUGUAUUUCAAAGCAAUGGUCCUCUCUGUCCAGAAUGUGAACUUUACUGUCUUCAAAAGAGUGACCUUUGU
Ahaetulla prasina is the source of this 2916-nucleotide messenger RNA. RefSeq names its product 1-acyl-sn-glycerol-3-phosphate acyltransferase alpha-like. Gene Ontology annotation, molecular function: 1-acylglycerol-3-phosphate O-acyltransferase activity. The transcript is spliced from 6 exons. Gene Ontology annotation, cellular component: membrane; endoplasmic reticulum. Gene Ontology annotation, biological process: phosphatidic acid biosynthetic process. The record is from RefSeq and is a predicted model, not a curated record. Bases 30 to 848 code for a protein of 272 amino acids. NCBI's taxonomy places the organism in Eukaryota, Metazoa, Chordata, Lepidosauria, Squamata, Colubridae.